AUGCCCGUCACAGCAUUUUCCACGCCGGAGAAGUAUACAUACCAGAAUGGCUUCGGCUCCUACCACGAGACUGAAGCUAUAAAGGGAGCUCUGCCAGUUGGUCAGAAUUCGCCUCAGAAGCCGCCGUUUGGCCUCUACGCUGAGCAGUUGUCCGGGACAGCCUUCACGGCUCCUCGACACGAGAACCUGCGAACAUGGCUGUACAGGAUCAUCCCCGCGGCGUCUCAUCGUCCGUUUGAGGAGGUCGAUGCCUCGACCUAUAAUUCCAGCCUGUGCAAGGAUGCCACUUCACUCCGCCAGAUCCCCAACCAGCUUCGAUGGAAUCCCUUUGAUCUCGACGAGAAUGUAGACUGGGUUCGUGGCCUGCACCUGGUCGCUGGUGCCGGUGAUCCCGCUACCAAACAGGGGCUGGGCAUUCUGCUCUUCGCAGCUGGCAAAGAUAUGGGCAAAGAAGCCUUCUACUCUGCCGACGGUGACUUCUUGAUCGUCCCCCAGCACGGAGUAUUGGACAUCCAGACCGAGCUGGGCAAGAUCCUUGUCCGUCCUAACGAGAUCUGUGUUAUUCCCCGUGGCGUCCGCUACCGGGUUACCCUGCCCGAAGGCCCAGUUCGAGGGUACAUCUGUGAGCUGUACCAGGGCCACUACCAACUCCCCGAACUAGGUCCUAUUGGGGCCAACUGCCUGGCCAACCCACGAGACUUCCAGGCCCCUGUCGCCUCCUUUGACGACGAGGAGUCCACAGAAUACACCAUCCUUAGUAAAUUCAACAACAUCCUCUUCCGCGCCACACAGCCUCACUCGCCCUUCGAUAUCGUCGCCUGGCACGGCAACUACUAUCCCUUCAAAUACGACCUCGGUCGCUUCAACACCAUCGGAUCCAUCUCGUACGACCACCCCGACCCAUCCAUCUUCACCGUCCUUACAGGCCAGUCCGACCAUCCCGGCACUGCCAUAGCUGACUUCGUCAUCUUCCCCCCUCGAUGGCUGGUGCAGGAAGACACCUUCCGGCCUCCUUGGUACCACCGCAACACCAUGUCAGAGUUCAUGGGCUUGAUAAGUGGAGACUACGAUGCCAAGACUGGAGGGGGCUUCAGGCCGGCUGGUGCGAGCUUACAUAAUAUCAUGAGUGCCCAUGGGCCAGAUGCUGCCAGCCACGAAGGUGCUUCCAACGCCGAGCUCAAGCCGAAGAAGGUCGGUGAGGGCAGUAUGGCAUUCAUGUUCGAAAGUUGCUUGAUGGUUGGUGUGUCUGAAUGGGGACUGAAGACCUGCCAGAAGGUGCAGGAUGAUUACAACGAGGAGAGCUGGACACAGUUGAAGAGAUACUUCAAGAACCCAAAUAAGAAGUGA
This is a messenger RNA of Microsporum canis CBS 113480, 1347 nucleotides long. RefSeq names its product homogentisate 1,2-dioxygenase. Gene Ontology annotation, molecular function: homogentisate 1,2-dioxygenase activity. Gene Ontology annotation, cellular component: cytoplasm. The transcript is spliced from 4 exons. The record is from RefSeq and is a predicted model, not a curated record. Bases 1 to 1347 code for a protein of 448 amino acids. NCBI's taxonomy places the organism in Eukaryota, Fungi, Ascomycota, Eurotiomycetes, Onygenales, Arthrodermataceae. Gene Ontology annotation, biological process: L-phenylalanine catabolic process.